This is a messenger RNA of Pyricularia grisea, 276 nucleotides long. RefSeq lists its product as uncharacterized. The transcript has a single exon. The record is from RefSeq and is a predicted model, not a curated record. The coding region runs from base 1 to 276 and encodes 91 amino acids. Lineage: Eukaryota; Fungi; Ascomycota; Sordariomycetes; Magnaporthales; Pyriculariaceae.
AUGGCAAGCAUAGACCCUACCAGAGCUCUGUGCUUCAUCAUUGAGGAGAACUUUGACCAAAAGCAACUGCUGCGGGAGAAGUGUGCUAUCAUUGAAGCUCUACAAAACCAAGUUCACGAACUCCAGCUCGGUAAUGAACUCCAGUAUCAGACGAUCCGUACCCAGCACAAAAUAAUCGAUGGAUAUCAGGCUGCAGAGACGAGAGAUAAAGCAUUACAGAAUUCCAGAAGUGUUGAAUCUCUUAAUUUGGAAAGCAACAGCCUUGGCUCUGCCUGA